This is a messenger RNA of Haemonchus placei, 588 nucleotides long. NCBI's taxonomy places the organism in Eukaryota, Metazoa, Nematoda, Chromadorea, Rhabditida, Trichostrongylidae. The record is from the annotation of a GenBank genome assembly.
AUGGAGGAUGAGGACACGUCGUUGUAUGCACCAUAUCUCAAAAUGUUGCCUAAGAAUUUCACAACGCCAUCAUAUUCGGGUCAAACGAUAGAUCCUAGUCAUUUACCGUUGUCAGUCCGAGAGUACUGGUGUACGCAACAAAGAGAUCUCGAAGAAUCUUGGAGAAGAAUCAACGAAGUCUUCCCAAAUAUUAGUCAUGAGAAGUUCUUAUGGGCAUGGCACGUGGUCAACACUAGAUGUAUUUAUGUGGAGAAUAAACCGCACGCGAGUGUUGAUAAUUCGUUAGGAGAUACCUUGGCUGUUGUUCCGUUUGUCGACAUGCUCAAUCAUGACCCGAGCGCACAGGUAACCACUUCUCCUUCUUCCUAUUCAUUUUGCUUGGAUUCGAUACUUUUCGUGUGUAUGUUUCAGUGUUUGGCUACAUUUGAACGAUAUUCGAAGAAAUACGUAGUGCGUGCAUCGCAUUAUAUACAAGAUGGUCAACAAGUGACUGUGUGCUACGGACCGCAUGACAACGCUCGGCUAUGGCUAGACUUUGUUCAUCGCUUUAGCAAGAAAACUCGGCCUAACCGUUUCAUCAGCGCAUGA